Messenger RNA from Funneliformis mosseae, 192 nucleotides. NCBI's taxonomy places the organism in Eukaryota, Fungi, Glomeromycota, Glomeromycetes, Glomerales, Glomeraceae. The record is from the annotation of a GenBank genome assembly.
GUUUUCAAGAUUUCUGCAAGUUUAUUAGCUUUGAUGGGUUUGGUUGUUGAUGAAUUAAGGAAUCCACUCUGCGACUUUAUCCGAGUAUUUGAAUUAGGGCUUCCACAAACUGGCCAGAGGGCAAUACUAGAGGACGAUUUAAAUUUGACAUUUUGUCUAGAAGACGAUACAUAUAAGCCUGAGGGCAAAUUG